CAUGGAGCCCAACAGAGCGGUCAGUGAGCGGCCCUCUGGAUUACCCAUGAUGCCUCACGACGGAGCGCUGCACACAGAGGGCCCCUUCAGGAUCCUGCCGGUAAUAUGCAAACGUGCUGGACUGGGUAAACACUUCAGUGCAGCUUGCAUUUAUGAGCUGAAUCUGAACAUUACCUGCGUGACUGAUCCACAGCUUCAGUCAUGCAGAAGCGAUGGUUUCUGGGAAGGCGUGCGGUUGCUGCGCUGCUCUUCUGCUUGGUUCUGCUCCUGUAUCGUCAGACCUGCAGGUCUCGAAGCCAAACCCGGUCCAGACGUCCAGCAGGAGAAGAUGCAUUCGAGGCUUUACUGCAGCAGCACGAGCAGCGCUAUCUCCAGCACAGCAGGAACCUCACCAGAAGGAUCUCACAGCUGAAAGCAGAGCUGCAGAGAUCCACGCUGGAGCUCCAGGAGCAGAACCAGUCCGAGCUGGAGGAGUUCCUGCAGAAGCAGCUCCGACGGGCCGAGGUCUUCACCGGAGAACAGCUGCCCAAUGAGUUCGCGGUGCUACCGUUUGAGAGCUUCACCCUGCGCCAGGUCUAUCAGCUGGAGAGCGGCCUGGCCAGACUCCCGGUGGAAAGUGUGAUUGGUCAGGAGCGCAGGAACGAGCUGAACGGAGCUCUAGAAGCAGCGCUGCAUCUGCUGAACCAGCCUCAGCUCCGCAGGGUUUACUCUCCUCAACACUUCUAUGAAGGAAUCUUUCGCACAGAGAGAGACAAAGGAACGUUAUACGAUCUCACGUUCAGAGAAAACAGCGUUCCAGAUUUCAGGAGGAUGGUGUUCUUCCGUCCUUUCGCACCGCUGAUGAAGGUGAAGGAGGAACUGAUGGAUGCAUCUCAGAUCCUCAUCAAUAUAAUCGUACCUCUGGCCGACGCAGUGGAUGCAUUCAGACAAUUCGUGCAACAUUUCAGUGACGCUUGCAUUCGUCAGGAUGGACGGACGCAUCUCACCGUGGUGCUUUUUGGGUCAGAAAAGAUGCAUGAAGUGAAAGGAAUUGUGAAUGGAAUGUCAAGGAGAAUGAAAUACAGGAACGUGACUCUGAUCCGUCUGAACGAAGCCUUCUCCAGAGGACGAGGCCUGGAUGUCGGCGCUCGAGCCUGGAAGCGAAGCAACGUCCUCCUGCUUUUCUGUGAUGUGAACACUCGGUUUAGUGCAGAGUUCCUGAACUCCUGCCGUAUGAACACAGAACCAGGUCAAAGGGUGUUUUAUCCGGUAAUGUUCAGCCUGUAUAAUCCAGAGGUCAUCUAUGGUCAACAUGUUCCUUCUGCUGAAGAUCAGCUGGUGAUCAGAAAAGAUUUUGGCUUCUGGAAGGAUUUUGACUUUGGGACGACGUGCCAGUACCGAUCAGACUUCAUCAACACAGGUGGAUUUGAUGUGUCUGUGAAAGGCGGAGCUACAGAAGAUGUUCAUCUCUACAGGAAGUUCCUCCACAGCAGUCUGAUGGUGGUUCGCGCUCCGUCACGUGGCCUGUUUCACGUGUGGCAUCCGACCGUCUGUCACGCGCAGUCUUCCAGCGAGACGUUUAAACUGUGUUUGCAGGAUAAAGCGCUAAACGAGGCGUCUCACAGUCAGCUGGGACAAAUCCUCUUCCACCAGCAGAUCAACAAUCAUCUACACAAAUACAAGCAACACAAUAUCAACUCAUGAGGAACAGAUAAUCAAAGACAAUAAUGAUGAAAUAUUAAAUUAUAUUGAGAUAUAAAUCACUUAUUGUGUUUGAGCUGAAGGG
Carassius auratus (goldfish) is the source of this 1765-nucleotide messenger RNA. Its product is annotated as chondroitin sulfate N-acetylgalactosaminyltransferase 1-like. The record is from RefSeq and is a predicted model, not a curated record. Gene Ontology annotation, cellular component: Golgi cisterna membrane. NCBI's taxonomy places the organism in Eukaryota, Metazoa, Chordata, Actinopteri, Cypriniformes, Cyprinidae. Bases 202 to 1683 code for a protein of 493 amino acids. The transcript has 8 exons. Gene Ontology annotation, molecular function: glucuronosyl-N-acetylgalactosaminyl-proteoglycan 4-beta-N-acetylgalactosaminyltransferase activity.